Messenger RNA from Carlito syrichta (Philippine tarsier), 847 nucleotides. RefSeq names its product ribosomal protein L18-like. Bases 35 to 847 code for a protein of 270 amino acids. Gene Ontology annotation, molecular function: structural constituent of ribosome; RNA binding. Gene Ontology annotation, cellular component: cytosolic large ribosomal subunit; ribosome. The record is from RefSeq and is a predicted model, not a curated record. Lineage: Eukaryota; Metazoa; Chordata; Mammalia; Primates; Tarsiidae. Gene Ontology annotation, biological process: translation. The transcript is spliced from 4 exons.
CCUUUCCGGACCUGGCCAAGAUGAAGGCGCCAUCAUGGGAGUUGACAUCCAACACAACAAGGACCAAAAGGUUGGCUGCAAAGAGCCCAAGAGACAGGAUAUCUACCUGAGGCUGUGGGUCAAGUUGUACAGGUUUCUAGCCAGAAGAACCAACUCCACCUUCAACCAGGUUGUGCUGAAGAGUUUGCUCAUGAGUCGCAGCAAUCGGCCACCCAUGUCCCUGUCCCGGAUGAUCCGGAAGAUGAAGCCUCCUGGCUUGGAAAACAAGGCAGCAGUGGUCGUGGGGACCAUAACAGACGACAUGCAGGUUCAGGAGGUGCCCAAACUGAAGGUAUGUACACUGCGUGUGAGCAACCAGGCUGCAGCCGCAUCCUCAAGGCAGGAGGCAAGAUCCUCGCCUUCGACCAGCUGGCCCUGGACUCCACCAAGGACCACGGCACCGUCCUGCUCUCUGCUCCUCACAAGGGCCGCGAGGUGUAUAGGCAUUUGGGCAAGGCCCCGGGAAUCCCCACAUAGCCACAACAAAUCCUACUCCGCUCCAAGGGCCAGAAAAGGAUCCCUGCCUCAAGCUAACAGAACGCUUUACCUCCUCUAUGUCCCCACAGACAUCGACUCAAAGACCUUGCCGGCUUUCUUCACAGGUUGUCUUGCAGGUGGCUAUUCUUUGAAUAUAAACCUUCAGAGUUUGCUUUCAACUGCCCCAGUGUUAGCAUUUUCAUCAUCCCACAAAGAAAGUAAGGGCUUGGUUUUGCCAGUCACCUUGGGGACAGCGCCAGCUCUGCGGCUGUCUCCCCACCCUGCCUACCCGAGUUUGCAGAGCCGGUUCCAGCAUGACCCAGACAGCUGA